This is a messenger RNA of Artibeus jamaicensis (Jamaican fruit-eating bat), 2862 nucleotides long. RefSeq names its product galectin 8 (gene LGALS8). The coding region runs from base 648 to 1721 and encodes 357 amino acids. Gene Ontology annotation, molecular function: carbohydrate binding. Lineage: Eukaryota; Metazoa; Chordata; Mammalia; Chiroptera; Phyllostomidae. The transcript is spliced from 11 exons. The record is from RefSeq and is a predicted model, not a curated record.
UCUUCCUCCGCCACUUAAAUGACAGGGUCUCAAGUUUAGUGAAGACCUCGCGGGUCCACGGGUUUGCUCUGAAUGCGCCCUGUGAGAAGCCGAGUAGCUGGACUGCCUGUGAAAUGUUAGGAAACGCAGGUUUCCCAAAGGCGCCAAUGGUCCUUGACAGUAACGCUGGUUCCUGCGCGGCGGCCAGCAUUGCUGAGACUCCGGGAACCACGGGCUCUGGAAGCCUUGGGGCUGGGCACGGUGUGACCUAUGAGUGGCCCUGGCUUCUCUGCGUCCUUGUCUGUGCCUUUCCUACGUGUGGUUGAAGACAAGCCUGUGGUAAACCGGGAGGAUUGCAGUUUUCUUUCCCGGGACCCAGUGCUGGCUGCGUGUGCGCAUGCUCUGUGCAGCGUAGCUUCAGCGGGCGGAAGUCAGGCGGAAGUCAGGUGGAAGGCCGCAGUUUCGUUUCUCUUCUGUUGUUAGGUCGUCGUCCCUCCUGGCGCUGUUAGCCGUACCGACGGGUUCUUUUUUUUAACAUUAUAUUUGACAUACGGCAUCAGGGCAGCUGCCUCAGUUUCAGUCUGGGAAGCCUUUAAAUGAAACUUGCUUAAAGUCUGAGAUCAGUGACAGCAGAGAGACCCCUGUCAGCAGCACAGUGGAAAAGAAGGAUGUUGUCCUUAAACAACUUGCAGAGUGUCGUCAGUAACCCGGUAAUCCCCUAUGUUGGGACUAUAUCUGAGCAGUUGGAGCCUGGAACUUUGAUUGUAAUUCGUGGGCACGUUCCUGCUGAUUCAGACAGGUUCCAGGUGGACUUCCAGAGUGGCAGCAGUGUGAAACCCCGAGCCGAUGUGGUCUUUCACUUCAAUCCACGUUUCAAAAGGGCCAACUGCAUUGUUUGCAAUACUCUGAAAAACGAAAAGUGGGGGCGGGAAGAGAUCACCUAUGACAUGCCUUUCAUGAAAGAAAAGUCUUUUGAAAUUGUGAUUAUGGUGCUGAAAGACAAGUUCCAGGUGGCUGUAAAUGGAAAACAUACACUGCUCUAUGCCCACAGGAUUAGCCCAGAGAAAAUAGACACUCUGGGCAUUUAUGGCACAGUGAACAUUCACUCAGUUGGCUUCAGCUUCAGCUCGGAUUCAAGAAGUAGCCCAGCACCAACCCUGGAACUGACAGAGAUACGUCCAGAAAAUGCACAAAAUGCUGGUGUGUCACAAUUUCCUAGUAAUAGAGGAGACACUGGUAAAAUCGUACCCAGAACUGUCUGCACCAAGAGCAGAGAUUCGACUGCCAAUCUCACUUUGACUUGCACCAAAAUACUACCUAUCAACUCUUUGUCAAAGACUCUGCCAUUCGUGGCAAGAUUGAACUGCUCCAUGGGCCCCGGGCGGACUGUCGUCAUUAAAGGAGAAGUGAAUGCAAAAGCCAAAAGCUUCAAUGUUGACCUACUAUCAGGAAAAUCAAAGGAUAUCGCUCUCCACUUGAACCCACGCCUGAAUAUUAAAGCUUUUGUAAGAAAUUCUUUUCUUCAGGAGUCCUGGGGAGAGGAAGAGAGAAAUAUUACCUGUUUUCCCUUUAGCACUGGGAUGUACUUUGAGAUGAUCAUUUAUUGUGAUGUUAAAGAAUUCAAGGUCGCGGUAAAUGGUGUUCACUGCCUGGAGUACAAACACAGAUUUAAAGAGCUUAGCAGUAUCGACACACUGGAAAUCGAUGGAGAUAUCCACUUGCUGGAAGUAAGGAGCUGGUAGCUGGCAUCAUUGCAACAAAAACUAAAAUACAGAAUGGCUGAUGUGACACUGGCCUUGUAAAAUGCAUUGCACAAUCAUAUUGUCUAUAUAUUGUAAAAAUGAGCUCACACAGCGUUUGUCCUACUGGGUGUUCUCAGUCAUGCAGUUGGGGCUUUGCCUAGCACAGAAGGAGGAUAUUCCAGACAACAGCAACUUACCCAUUACUCAGGCCUUGCCACUGUCUUCCCCACCCAGUCUGUUGUUUAUAACCCACUUCGCAUUCAGGAAGUACUUGGGAAGUGCCUGCUCUACUAUAGUAGCUAACACACAUUGGGCACUUACCUUUGUCAGCACUGCACUGGGAGCUGGGGGUGUACAUACAGUGGUGCUCAAAGCCAUGUUCCCCAUACUCUUGAGCUUGGAAUCUUCUGUGAUCUGCUCUUGUGCCACUGUUUCUUCUGCAGGUUAGUUUAAACUCACCAGAGACUUGAAAGUACCCAGCUACUAAUUCACCUAAAGACUAACUGAUAGAGGACACUCCUGUCCUGGUGACCACAUUCUUAAGGAGGCUUCUUUCCUAUCCCCAUAGAUGAGGAGUUGAUACUAAUAUCUGGCAGUUUCCUUUAGCACAAUAAACAUCUAGCUCUGCUAGCUGUAAGCAUUACCAAAGAAUGAACAGUGUGAAAUCUGAACACAACUCGAAGAUCAGUGCAAAAAAACCCCAACACAAACAAGCAAAACCAACAAAAACAAAUGGUGCAGACAGUGUUGAAAUUAACUUGAUGUGAAUCACAGGGCUAUUGACUUCUGUACCAGUAAGUGAUUAUUUUAGAAUGUAUGAAUUUAAGGUGUCCAAGGUCUGCAUGUACCUCUACAGAGAGUUUAAGGUAGAAACAAGAGGAAUUGAAUUUGCAGAUGUUUAUGGGUAAUGAAGCAAAAUCAAGCGUUGAUUUAAUGAUUGCUUAUGAAAUAGGUGCUAUCAGAAAGUAAAGUAUACUGACCGAGACCAAAAUAGACAGAGGCAUAGCACCCGUUGGUUCUCUACAUGCAAAGCAAAACUGCCUCUCCGCCGUUCUCAAGAUUAGCCCAUGGUCAUUAGCCUGAGAUCAAAACAUUGUUCUACUUCAAGUGAUUAAAAUCAAACUUGUAUCAGCAAGCUAAA